AUGAUCAACUCAACUCCAUCAAAAACUAAAAUCAAUCCUCCAAGUUAUCCAUCAUCAAUUAGCAUCUCACACCAACUAAUGUUCAGAACUAGAUUAUUCUUCCGUCCUUGGUUGAAAAGAACCUAUGCAACUUACAAGAGGUUUGACAAUACCACCUCAUCGUUCACUACUUCGUAUGCUCAUAUUUUAACCAGUAGGAAAACUUUAUACGUUGGAGGAGGCUUAUUGGGAUUCUAUAUUUAUAACCUACAUGCAGCUCCCUUCACUGGUCGUCGUCGAUUCAUCUGGGUUCCAUACUGGUUAGAAAACAAAAUUGGAGAUUAUUCAUACUAUCAAAUUUACAACCAAUACAAACUGAUGAUAUUGCCUCAUUCAAAUCCAUUAUAUACUCGUGUAUCCAACAUCAUGAAUAAGUUAUUAAGUGUUGCUUUGACGGAUAAUAUCAAUGAUGAUAUAAGCCAAAGAUUUUUAAAGCAUUUGAAAAGUUUGAAUUGGGAAAUUAAUAUCAUUCAGAAUAAUAACUUGCCACCAAAUGCAUUUAUCCUACCAAAUGGGAAAAUCUUCAUCUUUAGUUCAAUUUUACCAAUUUGUGAAAAUGAUGAUGGGUUGGCUACAGUCUUAGCGCAUGAAUUAUCUCAUCAAUUAGCUCAACAUUCAAGUGAACAAUUACUGAAACAACCUAUAUACUUGGUCUUGUCAACUAUAUUAUAUAGUAUAACAGGUAUUUCAUGGUUUAAUGAUUUAUUAAUUAAUGGGGUAUUGACUAUGCCAGCAUCAAGAGAAAUGGAAUCCGAAGCUGAUCAUAUUGGUUGUGAAUUAUUAGCGAAAGCUUGUUUCCAUCCUGAACAAGCCAUCAAUUUCUGGCAAAGAAUGAGUCAAGCUGAAAAGAGAUUAACUGGUAGAACUGUUGCUGGAAUGGAAUCAAUCCAAACUUGGGAAUUUUUUUCUACACAUCCUGCUACAAGUAAAAGAAUUGCUGAUAUUCAAAAAUGGAUGCCUCGCUUGUUACAAAUUAGAGAAUCAUCUGGAUGUUAUGAAUAUGGGAAAUUCCAUAAUUUCAAUCAAAGUUAUUUUAAACGUUUCUAG
Candida tropicalis MYA-3404 is the source of this 1086-nucleotide messenger RNA. RefSeq names its product metalloendopeptidase. Gene Ontology annotation, biological process: mitochondrial protein processing; protein quality control for misfolded or incompletely synthesized proteins. The transcript has a single exon. Gene Ontology annotation, molecular function: metalloendopeptidase activity. The record is from RefSeq and is a predicted model, not a curated record. Gene Ontology annotation, cellular component: mitochondrial inner membrane. The coding region runs from base 1 to 1086 and encodes 361 amino acids. NCBI's taxonomy places the organism in Eukaryota, Fungi, Ascomycota, Pichiomycetes, Serinales, Debaryomycetaceae.